CUGCUCUGCCUUCUGGGCACUUCUGUGCUGCUCCCACCAGUCACGCACGCCGCCUCCAGGAAGAGCCGCAGGCAUUUCUACCCCCUGCUGAGACUCAGGAAACAAUACACAACCUCAGCUCCUUUUUCCUAUUCCUCUAUUCUCUCAGGUCUGUCCACCGCGAAGAGGAAGUUUGCAGACUCUCUCAACGAUUUCAAGUUCCAAUGCAUUGGAGACGCUGAGACAGACGAUGAGAUAUGCAUAGCCAAGUCGCUUCAGGAGUUUGCAGCUGUUCUACAGAACCUGGAGGAUGAAAGGACACGGAUGAUCGAAAAUGCCAAUGAUGUGCUGAUCAUGCCUCUGGAGCGGUUCAGGAAAGAGCAGAUCAGUGCAGCCAAGGAAGCCAGGAAGAAAUAUGACAAGGAGACUGAAAAAUAUUGCGCAGUACUGGAGAAGCACCUUAGCCUUUCAGCUAAAAAGAAAGAGUCCCACCUACACGAGGCAGACAACCAGGUUGAUCAUGUGAGGCAGCAUUUUUAUGAAGUGUCUCUGGAAUAUGUCUUCAAGGUGCAGGAGGUCCAAGAAAGGAAGAUGUUUGACUUUGUGGAACCCUUGCUGGCGUUUCUCCAAGGCUUGUUCACCUACUAUCACCAUGGCUACGAGCUGGCCAAGGAUUUUAACCACUUUAAGACCGAUCUUACCAUCAGUAUACAGAACACAAGGAACCGGUUUGAGAGCACACGGUCCGAGGUGGAGAGUCUGAUGAGGAAGAUGAAGGAGAACCCGCAUGAACACAAGAGUGUCAGCCAGCACACGAUGGAGGGCUAUCUGUUUGUGCUGGAGAAACGUACGUGCUCGUUUGUAUCUACUUGGGUGAAGUACUACUGCACAUAUCAUCGUGAGCCAAAGAGGGUUACCAUGGUCCUUUUUGACCCCAAAUCUGGAGGAAAAAUGGGUGACGAGGAGAACUUCACCCUGAAGUCGUGCACCAGAAGGAAGACGGACUCCAUAGAGAAAAGGUUCUGUUUUGACGUGGAGGCUGUGGACAGGCCAGGUGUGAUCACCAUGCAAGCUCUGUCAGAAGAAGACCGCAGACUGUGGAUGGAGGCUAUGGAUGGGAGAGAACCAGUAGUGGCCCAGCUGGAUGUCAUUGGAUUCAAUGUGAUGAAAAAAUUAAUCUAUGCAGUGGAGACCCGAGGUAUUGACGAGCAAGGUUUGUACAGAAUCGCCGGCGUCAACUCCAAAGUUCAAAAGCUGCUGGGUCUGGCCAUGGAUCCUAAAACGUGUGCUGAUGUGGAGCUGGAAAGUCAAGAGUGGGAGAUCAAAACAAUAACGAGUGCUAUCAAGCACUAUCUCAGAAUGUUGCCUGCACCUCUCAUGACAUACCAAUACCAGAGGAGCUUCAUCAAAGCAGCCAAGAUGGACAACCCAGAAGCCAGGGUGACUGAGGUCCAUGCUCUGGUGCACCGGCUGCCUGAGAAGAACCGACAGAUGCUGGAGCUGCUGAUGAAACACCUGGCAAAUGUGGCCAGCCACCACCAGCACAACCUGAUGACCGUCGCCAAUCUGGGCGUGGUCUUUGGGCCGACCCUGCUCCGCCCACAGGAAGAGACGGUGGCGGCCAUCAUGGACAUCAAGUUUCAGAACAUUGUCGUGGAAAUCCUGAUAGAGCACCACGAGAGGAUGUUUAGGGACAUGCCGAAUUCUGCAGGCGCUCCAGCCAACACGCCAUCCAGGAGGAAAAGCACUGAGGUCAAAGCCCCGUCCUGCAGCGAGAGGCCUCUCACACUAUUCCACACACCAACACAUUCUCAGAAAGGUGAGAAGAGGAACAGCGUGAGCAACGCCACCGUCGCUGACCUGCAGAACCCAGUUUCGUCCUCCGCCAACUGCAACAGCAGCAGCAGCAGCAGCAGCGCCGGCAGCCAGUGUCGAACGCCGCGCCACAGUCUGACCAGCAACGACGGGGAGCAGGACGGCCGGCAGGUCCGACCCAGCUCACUGUUGAACCCAAAGAGCCGUGGCAGCAUACCGGCCAGUGCCACGUCCCCCAGCCCCACCUCGCCACGCUCUCCCUCCUGGCCAAUGUUCUCUGCCCCCUCAAGUCCGCAGCCAGUGUCCUCUGCUUCCAGUGACUCCUCUCCUGUCAGCAUCGCAGGCAGAAAGGCUCUCGCACUGUACGCCUGCAAGGCAGAGCAUGACUCUGAGCUGUCCUUCAUCGCUGGGACUAUCUUUGAGAAUGUUCAUACCUCCCGGGAGCCUGGUUGGUUGGAAGGAACUCUGGAUGGUCGGACAGGACUGAUACCAGAAAACUACGUGGAGUUUCUGUAGGCCAGGCAGGAGAAAGAAAAACACCUGGACAUUUCUGGUCUCCAUAGAACCAGAUGUGACUGCACAAACGUAAAAUCUUAAAUUAUGAUGGACCCAACCCUUGUUUACCGGCUCUUGUCUUGACUUAAUUUGGGAAUCGAAACUGGACCAAGCGGAAUCAUUCGACCGGAGGCGAAAGAGGACCAAAACAUAGCAGACAGGGGAAUGACUGUUGUACUGGGACAAGAAGACUGGCUGUUUCUGAGUUUUUGUAGAUGGCCUCCAAAGACAUGGUGAUGAUAGUGUGGGGAAGAAAAUGAUUUGUAUGAGUGAAUAUCUUUUAGCUAAGGGUGUUUUUUGUUUUUGUUUGUCUCUUUUUUUUAUUUUUCUUAUGCACUGCCACAGCUUCAGCAUACAUAGAAUUUUUCAUCAUCUAGAUACAGAGCGGUCGUCUUGCAGUGUUAAUGAGAAAAUACAUGAUGAAUAGCAAAUUGCCUUCAGCUUUAAACUUGCUCAUUCACCUCCUCAUUGUUGAUUUAUUGCAAGCUCGCUGGGGCAAUGGGAGCUGACUGAAAGCAGACUGAAAUGACUGGGUCGUGCAGCAGAGCUGUAAAUGUAUUUGUGAGCACUUGUUGCUGCAGCCUGCUAAUUCCUGGGCAACAAGACCCAGCCUGGCUAAUGUGUCAGUGAAACAGCAGGAGCCUCCGGGGAGAUCAGAAGGAGAUGAGCUCGCCCCUCAAUCAGUUCACCAAAGUGUCAGUGUUGGCAUUCUCCUUAGUUCUAAUACGUCUAACCGCAGAUCCCUCUUGGAAAGAAGAAGAAAAAGUGACAUUUUUCAAACAGGUUCUGCUGGCGGGUCAGCAGAAUACAGAGGAGCGGAGGAGGAGCAGCUGAAUCCUGCUGGUUAAAACAGGCGCAGCUGCAAGGCCUCAGCCUUUGUGGAGUGAUGAGUCAUGCUUGCACUAUGUUAGCCCAUUCUUGGAAUUCUAACAAGAAGUUGUAUUUUUUUUUUUUUUACAUCUCAGAGCAAACGUCUUGUUCCUCAUUUUCUCCAUUUCAACAGGAUCUUUUUCUCUUUUGUUUUUUUUUUACAUAAGAUUACAAAGACAGCGCUGACAACGCAGUUUAUCUGAGAUGGAUGGAAAUUUAGAAUUGGAUUCAGACAAGUCUAUCACAUGUUUUAUAUAUCGAAUCGGCAAGAUUUUUAAAAAUAUAGCUUUUUAAAUAAACAGAAGAGCUGGUCUGCUCCAAAAUGACAGCUGAACCUUUCUUAUGAACCAUCUGUGAAUGUUUUUCAAUUUCUAGGGGAAAAAACAACCUUUUUUUUUUAAUUCAACUUUUAAAGGAACAUUUUAGCAUUUAAGCAAAUACAUGAAAUAGGAGUUAAAGAGAAUCUAAAUGUGAAAUGAGACUACUUUGUUCAUAUCUAAAUAUCUUAUUUAUGAGACUUCCAGAAUCUUGGACUGUAUCCCUUUUGAGGUGUCUUAUUGAUCUUGUAAAUAAAUACAGCAGUUGAUGAGGUAUAAUUUUUUUCAAGCAUGAAAUUUUAUAUUUUGUAUUUCUAGCAUACUAACUUAAGUCCUUAAAUCCAUCUUUGUGGCCAGAUUUGUUUGCAUCAUUUAAGUAUAUUCCCAGCCUUAAAUAUUCUUGCAGAUGUUUUGGUGAUGUGUUGUGGAGAAUUAAAGAUCAAUCAUGAACUGCUGUUGCUUUUAUUAUACUGAAUUAUACUUUUGUUUAUUUUACUGUUUAAAAUGUCUGACCAGAGGGAAUGUGUUUCUGCAAUUAAA
This is a messenger RNA of Menidia menidia (Atlantic silverside), 4076 nucleotides long. Lineage: Eukaryota; Metazoa; Chordata; Actinopteri; Atheriniformes; Atherinopsidae. The record is from the annotation of a GenBank genome assembly.